This is a messenger RNA of Owenia fusiformis, 2062 nucleotides long. NCBI's taxonomy places the organism in Eukaryota, Metazoa, Annelida, Polychaeta, Sabellida, Oweniidae. The record is from the annotation of a GenBank genome assembly.
UAAUAUGGUCAAUAUUGAUCAAUUAAAAAUCUAGUACUUAUUUCCAGUGAGCUGCCAUCUUUUAAGAUUUCUUGCAGGAAGUGAUGUCAUCAACUCUCAACUUCUAUAACCUUGCCCAUAACAGUAUAGGAAAGUAGCACAAAAUCACUUCUAGACAAGUGAUCAUUAUUUUCCGUGCAAAAAUAUUUUCAGGGCUUGUCAACUUAGAAUAAAAGAAGAGAUUUUCAGAAGGAUUAAAUAAGAUACAAAGUUGAAAAAGAAUAUUUAGCUGGUUUUGUAAUUCUUAUAGCUCCUCACCUAAUACUAUAUGCAAAAUUGAGAGUCGAUGACAUCACUUCCUGUGUGAAAUUUUAAAAGAUGUCAGCUUACUGGAAUUGAGCAUCACAUUUCUAAGUGAUCAAAUUUGACCAUAUCAAAACAUUUUUGCGUGUUUUGCUAAACAUGGCAAGCAUAUAUAUGAUUAUAGCUACCAUAUGAGGAGAGAGAUGGUUUGGCAAGGAAUAUUCCUUUAAGGAGUAUUUAAUAUACAGAAAUGAAUCGAUUGUUGAAAAUCAUGUUGGCAGUGCGCAUGCGCUACAUUGUUUUUGGACUUUUGUUUAUCAUGGUUUUCUGCAGUCUGAAUUAUUCAUUCCCUACCAACUUUGAGAAAGAUUUUAAACUUUUUUAUCAAAAACCUCUCGCAGAACAAGCAAAGAUUGGACAAUCAGAUGUUUUAACACAAGCAAAAUCUUUUAAUCAACAUCAAAAUCAGCACAAAAAUGAUGAAAAAUAUACUGAAAAUAAAAUGCGUAAAAACGAACAGACAUUUUUAGAAAUCAAAACUGCAAGUGAGCCACCACAUAGUGGAAAGUAUGAACAGCCAGAUAAAGUUAAAGGUGAAAGGGAGAAAGAUGGACUAAAUAGUCCAAAGGCAAAGAAAGGUGAAAUUGACAUCGUUCAAGACGAUGGCCAUAAAGUCGGCUCAAGCACCAAACCGAAAAAUGUUUACUUUGCAAAAACGCACAAAGCAGCCAGUACAACAAUUCAGAAUAUUCUUUUCAGGUACGGAGAAAAAUAUAAUCUGACAUUCGCAAUGCCAUGGGAUAUUAACCGGGCUGGAUAUCCAAACCAUUUCACCCCCGAGGUUAUCAUACCACUAGCACAUGGUUAUAAAGAAUAUAACAUUUUCUGUCACCACACUCGAUACCACCAAAGAAUCACCAAUUUUAUGCCACGGGAUACUCUAUACAUAGGGACUGUACGAAGUGUAGAAAGCCAAUUUCUCUCUGGAUAUAUAUAUCAUAAAGUCUACAAUUGCUUCAGAACGGGAAAAGAUAAUAUUACUCAAAUUCUGAAAGUGAUGCUAAAGAAUAAACAUGGGCGACAAUGUGGACCAUGGAAGGUCUCCGCUCAGAGCGAACAAAUUUACGAUUUUGGAUUUGAAAUAAAGGAUAUGCUGAAUGUAACAAUGAUCAAGGAAUAUAUACAGUUUUUAGACAAUGCCUUUGAUUAUAUCUUUGUGGCUGAUUAUUUCUAUGAAAGUUUGGUUUUGCUGGCAGAUAUUCUCAAAGUGCCAUUAGGUGACAUGGUAUAUGUUCGCCUAAAUCAGGUUCAACGAUAUCCAGAAUUAAACAAACAAGACGUUAAGAUGUUAAAAGAGUGGAAUGUUGCUGAUUAUAUGUUAUUUGAUUAUUUCAAUCAAUCUUUUUGGAGACGUGUCGAGAUAUAUGGAACGGAAAAACUAUACCGCAAUGUGGAAACAUUAAAACAACUUCAAAAUACAACCACGUUAAAUUGCACGAAAAAUUCAGUGAAUAGUCAAUGCGAAUUAAUGAAGUUAGCCGAAACAAAAUUUACACAGGAUUUAAAAUUGAAAAUGAUUUUUGAAGAGCGUCUGAAUGCAAAAAUAGCUUCUCAAAUCAAAUUCAAUACUAAAUGGCCAGGUAAAUCAAAUCAAAGAAAUUAUCCUUUUCACUCAAGAGCAUUUAAAGAGCGUUACUUUAAAAACUGUUCGAGAGUCAGGUAUCUAUCGGAAAUAAAGCAAAUCAAGGUUUGAGUACCGUAAUCCAACACCAAAUUCGAA